Botrytis porri is the source of this 1467-nucleotide messenger RNA. RefSeq lists its product as uncharacterized. Lineage: Eukaryota; Fungi; Ascomycota; Leotiomycetes; Helotiales; Sclerotiniaceae. The transcript is spliced from 2 exons. Gene Ontology annotation, molecular function: N-acetyltransferase activity. The coding region runs from base 1 to 1467 and encodes 488 amino acids. The record is from RefSeq and is a predicted model, not a curated record.
AUGGACCAUAAUACAAUAGAAUCCAAUACCUUCCCAGCAGGACUCCUCGGCACCUACUACUCCACCCGUCACGAACUAGGUCUCUACCGCUCCUGCGCCGUAACAUCCCACUACAUCUUCACACCCCGCACUCCCCAUCCCACCGCCGAACUAACCUCCCGCCUCCAACACGCCCUGCACAAAACCAUAAAAACCCACCCCUCACUCUGCCACGGACUUCUCCCGCGCUCAAAAUCCCCCAAUCUCCCCGCCCGCUUCAAACGACUCUCUCAAAUUUCCUGGGACGAUCUCGUAUCCAUUUCCUCUCUCACCACAAGCAGCGAUGCCGCAUCCCCGGAAAAACGUCUUUGCGAAGAAUUAGGAGUCGCCCACGAAAUGCUUUUCCGCGACCAGGAAACUACACCCGCGUGGAAACUUCGGGUUUUCGUGCACGAGGUGGAAGAUCAGACGUACAAGGUCUACAUACUUUUUGUAGUGAAUCAUGCUAUUGCCGAUGGAUUAAGCUGUGCUGCUUUUCAGCGGACAUUGCAUGAGCAGUUAUCACUGGCGACCGUAGAAAUUGUUGAGAAAAGUGACGUGCAGUGGCCAUACAUAGUCCCAGACACUAUAGGAAAGCCAAUAGCCAUCGAAGAUGCUAUGGAGAUCAGUCCUCCCGGAUACGAGUCCCUCGCACCCAACACAGCAGCUCUGACUCUCACAGACCAGAAAGAAGAAGAAAUGUGGACAGGAAACUUCCCCAACAUGCCCACCCUCGAAUCCUACAAAUCUCUCGUCCUCCUCGUAACCAUUCCCCCAGAAAAAGUCCCCCAAAUAUUACAAAUAAGUCGCCGACUAAAAAUCACCGUCACGGGUUAUCUACACGGUUUAAUCACCCGCUAUCUUGCGCGCACAGCAAUUACCAAUAACCAACUUGGUCUGAAAGCAUGCACUCCAUACUCGCUACGGAAGUUUAGCAAGCUCCCACUGAGUGAGAUAGCAAACCACGUAGCCUAUAUGACCACAACGUGGGAUGCGGAACUCUUAAACGAAAUCCGUCAUGCGGAGGAAGAAUCUCCAGAAGAGGAGUCAUUGAUUGCCACGAUAGGAAGACAGAUAACCCAUGAGAUCUCCACCCAUCUGAGCAGAAUCGAAGCCGGAGGCGGAGUCCCACAAUUGAGAAAGGUUGCGAAGAUUCCCGAUUUGGAAUCUUACUGCCGCGAGGGAAUGUCAGCAGAGCGGUCGGAAAGUUACGAGCUAUCUAACCUUGGUGUGGUGAGGAUGAAGAGGGUCCCGGAAGAAAAUCCUUUAAAACUCAAUGGACUUGUAUUUUCCCAGUGUGGCAUGGUGUUUGGUGCGCCGAUUGGAUGUAAUGUUGUGAAUCUUGAAGGGGGACCAUUGGUCAUUAGUUUAACGUGGCAGAAAGGUGGCGUGGAGAGUAAAGUGAUGGAAGGACUGCAGAGAUUUUUGAAGAAGAGAUUAGGAGCUUAA